AGCCAUAACACAGAUAUGCAGGCAUCUAGUUUUGGCUUUAAAACCAGGCCUCCUGAAUGCCUUGGCAGAAAGAUGGGUGUCAUUGAUUAUCUAGACACGAUAUUAGCCCCUCUGAGUCUCUUCCUCAUGGUUGGUUACCAUGCCUAUCUAUGGCAUUGCUUCAAGAACAAACCAUCUCAAAUUACUGAAGGAAUUGCAGCAUUGAAGAGAAAAACAUGGUUUGUACAAUUGAAAGAGGGUGAUAACAGGACUGGUAUGCUAGCAGUGCAAAGCCUGAGAAAUGCUCAGAUGACAACUAUAUUAACUGCUGCAACAGCCAUUAUCAUAAACCUGGCACUGGCUGCUUUGACCAACAACAACUAUAAAGCAAGUCAUCUCCUCAGUGGCAGUGCGUUUUUUGGCUCACAAUCUGGGAAACUCUAUGUUCUGAAAUUUGGGUCAGCCUCGCUAUUUCUCUUGGUAAGCUUCUUAUGCAGCUCAAUGGGACUUGCAUUCUUGAUUGAUGCUAAUUUCUUGAUAAAUGCUGCCUCUCGUGAGUUCUCACCAUCACCUACAUAUACACAAACAGUAUUUGAACGAGGUUUCAUGUUGGCUCUUAUGGGCAAUCGGGUCCUAUGCAUCACCUUUCCUUUAUUGGCGUGGAUGUUUGGCCCAGUGCCAGUAGCUUUGUCCUCUGUGGCACUUGUUUGGGUCCUGCACGGGCUUGAUUUUCCUGGCAAGAGUAUCUGUAGUGAAAUGUAUACAUGAGCCAGUGGGCAUCUUUUGAAAUUCUUUGGAAUAGUACAGCAUCAAUCUCAAGAAACAAAA
Populus trichocarpa (black cottonwood) is the source of this 807-nucleotide messenger RNA. RefSeq lists its product as uncharacterized. The transcript has 2 exons. NCBI's taxonomy places the organism in Eukaryota, Viridiplantae, Streptophyta, Magnoliopsida, Malpighiales, Salicaceae. The record is from RefSeq and is a predicted model, not a curated record. Bases 16 to 747 code for a protein of 243 amino acids.